Messenger RNA from Candida albicans SC5314, 2787 nucleotides. It is a transcript of the gene SEC24, whose product is annotated as COPII subunit. The transcript has a single exon. Gene Ontology annotation, cellular component: COPII vesicle coat; endoplasmic reticulum exit site. Gene Ontology annotation, molecular function: zinc ion binding; SNARE binding. The record is from RefSeq and is a predicted model, not a curated record. Gene Ontology annotation, biological process: intracellular protein transport; endoplasmic reticulum to Golgi vesicle-mediated transport; COPII-coated vesicle cargo loading. NCBI's taxonomy places the organism in Eukaryota, Fungi, Ascomycota, Pichiomycetes, Serinales, Debaryomycetaceae. Bases 1 to 2787 code for a protein of 928 amino acids.
AUGUCUGGUAGAAGAAGAGCAUAUCCACAACCUCAGUAUGCAACAGGACCAGCUGAAAUGGCUACACCACCAGCUCCUAAUCAGUUCCAACAACAACAACCCGUACAACAACCAGUGCAACAAUAUGGAGUUGACCAAAUGCAAGGCCAAUUUCAGCAAAUGAAUGUUGGUGGAGUGGGACCAACAGGAGUUCCACCAGCUCCACAAUACUCAUAUCAACAACCUGGGCAGCCUCAACAAUCACCCCAACUCAGUUAUGAUCCAUAUCAACCCCAACCUCAAGCAAAUACUGGUGUGUACGGACAAGGCAUGGGCGGUGUUCCACCAUCAGCAGUGCCUGCUGGCGGAGCUGGAUAUGGCGGAUAUGGUCAACAAAACAACAUCGGUUUAGGUGCUCAAUUGAAUGCUUUGUAUACCACUGACUUAUCAAGGGACCUUCCACCACCAAUUGCCGAAUUGUCCUUCCAACCACCACCAAUAACAUUACCAGAUAAUGCAACUUUGAUUCCAGCAUCUAAGACUGCUAAUGCAACUCCUGAGUAUUUCAGAUCAACUUUGAAUGUGGUACCAACCAAUUCAUCGCUCUUGAAGAAAUCAAAGUUACCAUUGGCUAUUGUUGUUAAUCCUUACAACGCUUUGAAAAUUGAAAACGAAAAUGUACCAGUCACCUGUGAUACUGUCAUUAGCAGAUGUCGUCGUUGUCGUGGUUACAUCAACCCAUUUGUUACUUUGGCUGAGAAUGGCAGACGUUGGAGAUGUAACUUUUGUAAUUUGUUGAACGACAUUCCAAGCGCUUUUGACUAUGACGAAAUCAGUGGCCAAGUCAAAAACAAGUUUGACAGAGUUGAAUUGAACCAUUCAGUUGUCGAAUUUAUUGCUCCAAAAGAGUACAUGGCAAGAGCCCCACAACCAAUUGUUUACACAUUUAUUAUUGAUGUUUCUGUACACGCUAUUCAAAGUGGUUUAACCGGUACCAUAACCAGAACUAUCUUGGAAAGUUUAGAUAGAAUUCCUAACGAAAAUAAAACAGCUAGAGUUUCAUUCAUCGGUGUUGACUCCAACUUACAUUAUAUCCGUUUCAACGAAGGAUUAGAAGGUACCGAGAUUUUGGUUGUUGCUGAUAUAGAUGAGCCAUUCUUGCCAUCUCCAGGUGGGUUGUUGGUCAAUUUGGAUGAGAAUAGAGAAGCGAUUGAAAAAUUAUUGUUAGACUUUCCUUCUUAUUUUGAAAACAAUGCUAACCAAGGUUUUGCUUUGGGACCAGCUUUGAAAGCAGGUCAUAAAAUGAUAAGCAACAUUGGGGGUAAAUUAGUAUGUUUUGCUGCCACUUUACCAAAUAUUGGUGAAGGUAAGUUGAGUGUAAGAGACGAAGCUAGCGUUGCAGGUAAAGCUAAAGAAGCCAAGGCUUUAUUAGCUCCAGCUGAUAGUUUUUACAAGUCUUUUGCCGUCACAUGCAAUUCUUCACAGGUUACAGUUGAUUUGUUUUUGACCUCUUCGGCAUACCAGGAUGUUGCCACUUUGUCAAACUUGGCAAGAUAUACUGCAGGGCAAACCCAUUUCUACCCAGCAUGGACUAGCAACAAAUACGAGGACGUUGCCAAGUUAUCUAAAGAAGUUAGCGAUCAUUUGUCACAAGAUAUUGCCCUUGAAGCUGUGUUAAGAGUCAGAGGUUCCACUGGAUUCAGAAUGUCUUCAUUUUAUGGAAACUUUUUUAACCGUUCUUCUGAUUUGUGUUCAUUCCCAACUUUCCCAAGAGAUCAAUCUUACCUUAUUGAAAUGUCGAUUGAAGAAACAAUUAACAAACCUGUGGUUUACUUCCAAGCCGCCGUUUUGCACUCCACAUGUUUUGGAGAGAGAAGAAUUAGGGUUAUGAACUUGGCUUUGCCAACAUCAUCCAAGUUGGUAGAUAUUUAUGCCUCUGCCGAUCAGUUGGCAAUCGCAAAUUAUUUCACUCACAAGGCUAUCGAAAAAGCAUUGUCCAGUUCAUUGCCAGAAGCUAGAGAAUACUUAAUUGCCAGAGUCGUAGACAUAUUGAACGUUUACAGAAAAGAAUUAGUUGCCGGAAACGUUUCUGGUGCUUCACCAUUGCAAAUUUCGACUAAUUUGAGAAUGUUGCCAUUACUUUUGUUCUGUUUGACCAAGCAUUUGGCUUUCAGAGGCGAGAGAGUGCCUUCAGACCACAGAGCAGCAGCUUUAAACAAUUUGGGAUCAUCUCCAAUUCCUCAAUUAAUCAAAUCCAUCUAUCCAACUGUAUAUUCUUUGCAUAACAUGCCUGAUACCUGUGGAUUACCAGGAGUCAAAGAAGACGAAGAUGAUGAGGAAGGUGCUGGAGCAGAAAUUGAUGUUGUUCUUCCAGACCCAAUUAACGAUUCUAAAGCUUCCUGGGAAAACUACGGUUUAUACUUGAUUGAUAAUGGCAGCGAGUUGUUCUUGUGGGUAUCUGGUAAUGUCGUGCCAGGUUUAGUACAAGACUUGUUUGGUACCGAGAAUUUGUACGAAAUCCCAACUGGUAAAACUGAGUUGCCUGAGUUUUCUCUCGAGGAAUCUGAAUUCAACUACAGAGUCCGUCAAAUUAUUGGCAAAAUCAGAGAACAAAACGAUUCAAUUAUUUGGAAGAAUCUCUAUGUUGUUGUUGGUGCAUCAUCAAAUGAACCAAUUGAAAUUUCACAACAACGUGAUUUGAUGGCUUUGAGAAUGUGGGCUUCAAGCUGCUUGGUGGAAGAUAAAACCGGCAGCGAACCAUCGUAUAGAGAUUUCUUGACUUCUUUGAAAUCCAAAGUUUCUCAAUAA